Molecule: messenger RNA, 869 nt
Organism: Labeo rohita (rohu)
Lineage: Eukaryota; Metazoa; Chordata; Actinopteri; Cypriniformes; Cyprinidae
Product: SLAM family member 9-like
Exons: 4
Coding region: 66-869 (267 amino acids)
Source: RefSeq, a predicted model, not a curated record
CUUUCAGCAGAUGGUCUUAUUAGAUGAUACUUCUCAGUGAAUGGUUUAUGCGAAAAUAAUGGAAAAUGUUUCACAUGUUUUUGUUCUGUUUUGGCUGGUGGAAUCUUAUUGGUGUGUUUGGUGCUAAAAUAAAGGCAGUGUCAGUGAUAGAGGGAGAUUCUGUCACUCUAAACUCUAAUGUUAUUGAAAUACAUGAAAACGAUGACAUACUGUGGACUUUUGGAACACAAAUGUCUCUCAUAGCUAGAAUAAAAAAAGACAAACAAAUCUCAUCCAUGUAUGCUACUGAUCUGAGAUUCAGAGACAGACUGAAGCUGGACUAUCAAACUGGCUCUCUGACCAUAACAAACAUCACAAAUGAACAUGCUGGACUCUAUAAAGCAGAGAUAACUGCAGCAAAAUCGUCAUCAAAAACUUUUAGUGUUUCUGUCUAUGCUCGUCUGUCUGUUCCUGUCAUUAGCAGUAACUCUUCACUAUGUUCAUCAUUAUCACCAUCAUCAUCACACCAGUAUUGUUCAUUGUUGUGUUCAGUGGUGAAUGUGAGUCAUGUGACUCUCUCCUGGUACAAAGGAAACAGUUUAUUGUCCAGCAUCAGUGUGUCUGAUCUCAGCAUCAGUCUCUCUCUACCUCUGGAGGUGGAAUAUCAGGAUAAAAACACCUACAGCUGUGUGAUCAACAAUCCCAUCAGCAACCAGACCACACAUCUAAAUAUCAGUGAACUCUGUCACACAUGUUCAGAUCAGGGUCUACCUUUAUUGUACAUUGUGUUGAUUUCUGCUGCUGCUGGAUCUCUGUUGAUUGUAGCUGCAGUCGUGAUGUGCGGCAUCUGCAAGCAACUUAGAAAAAUUGACAAAGAAGGCAAGUGUUAA